CUUGUUUUACUUGGAUGUCCACGUACCCGCUGAUUAUGCGCGUCUCUGGGUAAUGUGCCAUAAAAAAAAUAGAGAAGGAAAACUUCAUAGAAAUGGCGGAGGGUGCAACGUCUCUGAAAGAGUUGCGAGCUCAAAUGGCUGCAUCUGCGCAGGCGCAGGCAGAGGAGCGGCGCAGCCUAGCAGGGAACAGCCCAGUACCUGCAUCCCCUGCAACAGCAAACACACCACCCAACACCACUGCAGCGAAGUCUCCCCGGCCAGUCAUUGAUGGUGCUGCACUAAGGAUAGACGACCGGCUUCGAGUGGCAAAAGAGAGACGAGAGGAGGCCGAUAGGCAGCAAGCUGCGAAGGACUCUCAGAUCCUGGAUAGAGAGCGUAAGGCCAAGCUGCAGGUGGAGCGUCAGAUGGAGGAGCGCCAGAAGAAGCUGGACGAGCAGCGCAGGAAGGAGGAGCAGAGACGCUCGGCUGUGGAGGAGAAAAGGAAGCAGAAACAGGAGGAAGAGAAGGAGCACUAUGAGGCGGUGAUGCGGCGCACCCUGGAGCGCAGCCAGAGAGUAGAGCAGAGGCAGAAGAGGUGGUCUUGGGGAGGACUCUCAGAAUCAGACAACCGAUCCGGAGACCCUGACGCAGGUGCCGCCUCUCCAGUAGCUAUAGUAAUCUCACCCGCGUCUCCAGAAAAGCCCCACAGGACACAACAAAGUGCAGUUGACAAGCGCUCCACUUCCACCAUGAACCUGAAACAGCUGUCUGAGGCUGGCAUCAACAAGCGCCUGUCCUCCUCCUCCGCCACCCUCAUCAACUCUCCCGACAAAAGUGCUCGUGUGAGGAGUUCGUCAUUGAAUCGGUUGCCUAGAAACGACAAAAUCGACCUAUACACUCAGCCCAAUAAGGAAGGCAGGAAAAAGCUUCAGGUGGAACAGACAGGACCCUCCCUGAAGAAGAGAAGCUCCUCCCUUACACGAGCAGGAGGGGGCAAAACGCAAACCCCCUCCAAGCUCGACAAGGGGACUACAGACGACCAAGCUCGCAAGCCCCUGGCGAGCCCCGUGGACGGAGGGUUCCUCAGUCGCCUGCUCACCCCCACCCAGGCCUCACUAGCUAGGAGCAAGAGCGCCGCUGCCCUGUCGGCCGAAGGAGGCGACGCCCCAGAGUGUCACCUGUGUCCUCGCUCAGCCUCGGCCAGCCCCCUGCACCCGGUGCAGCGAGGACCCCUGCGCAGCCGCAGUAUCGACCGGCAGAAGAGCGCCACCCUGCCUACCUCCGCCUCGGCAGACCAAGUGGACCCCUCACUGAAGGAGAAAAGGUUCUCAUCGCCCGGAGGGAAACGUCCCGCCUCGCCCUCCAACAUCGCGGGACGCCACCGCUCGCCCUCCCCCGCCCCCCUCCCAGCGAGCAAGAGAACCCCCUCCCCCAGUGCAAAGCCAAGCCCACGUAACCGUCCCUCGUCACCUGGGGGUAUCAAACAUCGCCCCUCAUCCCCUCAGUUUAGCUCGGCCAAGCCCCCGUCCCCCCAGCCCACCUCGGCCAAACCUCCACCCAUCCAGAGACCGGCCCUCACCCCCACCGGCCCCCCAACCCUGCGGAAGAGGGACUCCAAGCCAAAGGACCUGUGUCCCAUCCAGCCUGUGGUGCCCCAGUCCCCAGAGGCUCCUCAGACCAGCACAACACCCACCCCUACUCAUACCACCUCCAGUAAGACCAAAGACAAGGACGACAAGUCCAUGGCGGGCACCAACUCUGCUGCAGAGGCUGCCAUGAUCCUGGCCGAGAACCGUCGUUUGGCGAGGGAGAAGAAGGAGAGGGAGGAGGCACUCAGAGUUCUGAGAGAGGAGGAGGAGAAGCUGAGGAAGGAGGAGGACAAACGCUUGGCCGAGGAGGAUCGGUUGAAACGCCUGGAGGAGGAGAAGAGGCUGGCGGAGGAGAGGAAGAAGAAAGAGGAGGAGGACGCUCUUAUGGCGGAGGCAGACAGAGAAAGACUGGAGGUAGAGGAGGCCGUGAGACAGGCUGAGCUACAGAAAGAGCGUGAAGAGGCGGAGGCACAGGCUGCAAUUGAGGCAGAGAAGGUCCGCAUUGAGAGAGAGAGGGUCAUGGCCCAGAACCAACAGGAACGCAUGGAGAGGAAGAAGCGAAUUGAGGAGAUCAUGAAGAGAACCAGAAAAGGGGACCUAGAAAAAAGAGAUUAUGAUGAGGGAGACGAGGAGGGUGACGAAGAAGAAGCCAAGGACGACGAGUCAGCCCAGACCGGAGAUGUCGCCAUGGAGACGGACUGCAUGGACGAGGGGCGUGGCAUGACCCGCAGUGAGCCAAUGGGAGAGCGUAGGGAGCCGCUGGGCAGCGUGAACUGGAAGCCAGAGGCGGACGACAAGGAGAACAACAACGGAACCAGCGCUGAGGAUUCCCUGGCUGUUAAUCCAGUGCCUAAAGGUCGCCUGGUAGAAGGCUCAGAGUUCCUGAACGAGGACUCUAACAAGCUGGCCCCGGGGCUCAACGGUAAGCCUGGCCCCUGGAGCUUCGAGGAGCUCAUUGACCUGGGUGUCAACUCCAAGGGUCGGCCCCUCAUCGACGCAGAGGGCCGCAACCAGGGCCUCAUCGACUGUGACGGGGGUCCCGAGGUGAUCCCCGUGGCCACCCUCCACCCCUCCAGCCAGCCUAUCGAAGCACUGUCAGAGAUGUGAGGCUGCAGCUCUCCCUUCAGAGGCCUGUUAAUAUUGCACUCCUGGAGUUCCUGUCCAGCUGACCCCUCCCUCCACACAAACACUUACCCACAUACACACACCCCACCCAGCCUUCUUGUCUGGACCACCUCAGCCAGAGGAAGAGCAUGGGGGACACAUCCAGAACGCUAGCUUUGCACCCCCCAACACACACAAAAAAAAACAUGAAAAAUACAACACAGAAACGAUGCUUUAGGGAAAAUCUCAAUUUUCCUUCAAUGUGCUCGCUUUAAGGUCUCAUCUUUAUCCUCCCAUACUUACCAUUUCACUUGGUUCUUUUUUAUUUUUUUUGUUCACACUUGAUGUUUUGUAGGUGGUGUGACGUAAUUUAUAAAUUUGGGCUUUGUAAUAUGUAAUUACUUAUCUCAUGUCUAUUUUUUUUUUUGGGGGGGGGGGUG
Messenger RNA from Oncorhynchus gorbuscha (pink salmon), 3112 nucleotides. RefSeq names its product ensconsin-like. NCBI's taxonomy places the organism in Eukaryota, Metazoa, Chordata, Actinopteri, Salmoniformes, Salmonidae. Gene Ontology annotation, cellular component: microtubule cytoskeleton. Gene Ontology annotation, biological process: microtubule cytoskeleton organization. Bases 93 to 2675 code for a protein of 860 amino acids. The transcript has 21 exons. The record is from RefSeq and is a predicted model, not a curated record.